This is a messenger RNA of Gavia stellata (red-throated loon), 1491 nucleotides long. RefSeq lists its product as uncharacterized. Gene Ontology annotation, molecular function: protein binding. NCBI's taxonomy places the organism in Eukaryota, Metazoa, Chordata, Aves, Gaviiformes, Gaviidae. The transcript has 10 exons. The record is from RefSeq and is a predicted model, not a curated record. Bases 1 to 1491 code for a protein of 496 amino acids.
AUGGCUCUGCAGUUGCUGGCUCUGAGAUUUCUCCUGGUGCUUGUAUCUCUGCUGGCAGCACAGGGCCAGGAAGAACCUCAUCCCAAGGUCCAAGGAGUGCCCUGGGGAACAGAAAUGUGCCGAAGGCCCCGGUGGGACUCGAGACUCCAGCUGGCACCAGACCAGGAGAAUUACAAGAAGAACGAAGAAGUGAUGCUGAGUUGCAUUGAUGGUUUCCAGCCGUCCUUCACCCAUGUCAAAUGUUCGAGCGAAGUCCAGUCCAUCAGUCAUGGGAAACCUGUAUACAGAGAAGUUUGGCUUGGAAGGGACAGCAGAGGUGGCUGGAUCCGCAUUAGGUCCAACAUGGAGUGCACUGAGGUCCUCCAGGUUGUCCCCGGGACCUUGGAGAUUUCCAGCACCAGCAUCAAACUGAACUGGACCUGCAGGCUCACUGACGCCUGCCAGCACAUGCAGGGCACGUGCCGUCUGGCAGGGCCUUCCUCCCCUCCUUGUGAGGCUGAAGAGGUGAAGGGAGAGGAGAUGUUACACGGCCAAGAGGGAACAUUCACCUGUCCCCCUCUGCAGCCCUUCACCGACUACAGUGUCACCAUCUCCCUGCCCCCCAGCACCAUCCUUUUCACAUGGCUGGUCAGGACGGAGGGAACAGUGCCGGACAAACCCAAGAAGCUGUGGCUGGAUCCCAGCACGGGGUCCCUCAGGUGGGAGCCGCUGCCUUCCUGCAAAGGGGAGAUCAUCGGAUACCAGCUGAACGUCACGGCCAGGAGCGCGCAGGACGGUGCCUUCCUGGAGGUGCAGCGGCUGCGGCUGAGCGGCUCCGUCACUGAGCACCCGCUGCCCGAGCACAGCCCCGCCAACAGCUACGUGGUGACGAUGCAGGGACUCACGGCCGCCGGAGCCGGGGCUGCGUUGCUGUGGGAGUUUCAGACCAACAGCUCGGACACUCCGCACCCUCUUGACAUCGGCUGCCACAGCGCCCGUGACAUCUCCCCAGCCCAAGGGACAGCCGUGCUUCCACUCCGCCCCAUCGCCCGGCUCCCCGAGGCGGCCAGGGAGUACCAGCUCAUCGUGGCCAUGACACACAACGGCACGGCGGUGGAAGGCGCCUGCUCGGGGGAGCCGCAGCCCUUCAACGCCAGCCGGCAGCCCGGUGCCUACGUGGCCACCGUGCUCAACCUCACCGCCCCCACGGACUUUGUGCUGGGCGACGGGACCCGCGGGCAGGGUUACCACAACGCUGCCCUCCGGCCGGGCUCGGACUACACGGCCCUUCUCCGCCUCGUCCACCGCUCGCAGCAGGCAGAGAAGUUCACCUGCGUGUGCUACAGCUUCUCUACUGUUGCAGGGCAGCCUCCGGGUCCGGGUCAGUGGCAUGGGACUGUGAUUGGGAUGGUUGUGCUGUUGGUGCUCCUCCUCCUGUCUGCAGCGAUCCUGUGGUUGGUGCUUUCCAGGAAAAGGAAGUCUUUGCCCAGCAAAACUAAGGAGGAUAAUUAA